CCUGGUUGGAAAGAGGAAGAAGAAAUAACAACAGCAGCUCUGCUGGGCGAGUGACAGCGAGAGAGAAGAUACGAGACUAGUCGAGUCCUGUUAAUUGCUAUAGAAUUUGUAGUAUCAGUUGCUGUUGUUAUUCAGCGCAAAUAUGUCUUUGUUGGGGAAGUUAUUUGGCGCUGGAGGUAAAGGUGGGAAAUCGGCUAGCCCUCAGGAGGCGAUCCAGCGACUUCGAGACACUGAGGAAAUGUUGACGAAGAAACAGGAAUUUUUGGAGAAAAAGAUUGACCAGGAACUCAUCACUGCGAAGAAGAAUGGCACAAAAAAUAAAAGAGCUGCUCUGCAGGCAUUAAAGCGGAAGAAGCGGUACGAGAAGCAGCUGGGCCAGAUCGAUGGCACGCUGUCCACCAUCGAGUUCCAGAGGGAGGCGCUAGAGAACGCCAACACCAACACCGAAGUGCUGAAGAACAUGGGCUUUGCUGCCAAGGCCAUGAAGGCGGCCCAUGAAAACAUGGACAUAGACAAAGUGGACGACUUAAUGCAGGACAUCACAGAGCAGCAGGAGCUGGCACAAGAAAUCUCUGACGCUAUUUCUAAACCCGUAGGGUUCGGAGAGGAAUUUGAUGACGAUGAUCUCUUGGCAGAAUUGGAAGAACUGGAACAAGAGGAACUAGACAAAAACCUGCUAGAAAUCGCAAGCACAGAGAAUGUACCGCUGCCAAAUGUACCCUCUACAUCUUUACCUGCAAGACCAGCAGUACAGAAGAAGCAAGAGGAAGACGUGGAUGAAAUGAAGGAUUUGGAGGCAUGGGCCGCCAACUAGCCACUGCUGUUACUCCAUAGCUGCUAUAGGUGGAAAAGAAAGACUAUGGUUUAGUGUGAUGUGUUUUCGUAUUUGGGGAAGGAAUAGGAUAAACAGAGACUUAAAAAAAGAAAAGACUAAACAUCAACUUGACAACCUUCCGCUUACUGUCAAGCUCAAUCUCCUAUAGAGGGGCAAUGGCAUGUUGUACCUUUCACCACCAAAAGCCCCAAAUCUCUGUAGCAACCGAACAGAAAAGGCUCAUUUAAAAAUGUGUGUUUUUCUGUGCGUCCCUCACCUCGUUCUCUUCUGUAAAGCAUUGUUGCAUUUCCUCCUCUUAGCCCACAGAAUAUAUUUUGAAGAGAAAGUAUAAAAAUGACUCCUCAACCUCCAUGUAGAAUUUCUAAUACCUCAUACCGUUAAUGUGUAGUGCAACAAGAUAUUACAAUAUCCUGUAUUAAUUUUUGUUGUUUAUGCACAAUAUCAGUGUCAUGUGUUCAAAUGGCAAUCAGCUGUUCUUGAAUCUGUUUGUAAAAAUAUGCACUUAAAAUAUACCUAUUGUACUCGAUAUUUAUUAAUAUCAAUUUCCAGCGUGGAGAAUUUGAUUCCCAUUUGCAGGGCUGUUGUGUUUAAAUGAGCUUUUGGCUGGAUUUAUUGAACUAUAUCAUGAGUAUCCUUCCAGAUACUCUGGCUUUCAAACAGGCAGAUAUCUCUGAGGAAAACUCCACAUGGUGUCCUUGAAAUUCUUCUCUGGGUGAUGGUUCACACGUUUAUGUAUCUUUGAAGUGAAUGAAUCUAACCGAACCUACAACUAGUUACAUUUUGCAAACACAAUGACAUUUCUCUUGAAAUAUGUUUGUACUCUAUCUAUUCUGGUUUGUGCAACUGAAGUGACUGUGUGAGUGACAGUAUGCGCACCUCUGAGUGUGUUUGUUCAUUUUCAUCUUUAAGAGACAUUAACAAUAGAGGAAGUUUAAAAAGAAUUGUUUAUUAGGGUUUGGGCUUUUCAGAGUUAUGUAAUUUUUUUGUUUUUAUGAUAUGCUGUUGUGUGUAGGAAGAGAUAAUUGAUUGUAUUUCAACUCUAGGCAGUCAGGUCUAUUUAACAUCAUGGCUUUUCUGAGUUUGUGAACUUACCCCACUAUUUUAUAGUUCACCGUGGUGCUUCAGAUGUUUUCAAAUUAAAAAUGUUCUCCCAAAUCAAUUUUUUCGGACUAAAUUUAACUAAUGUUGUGUGACCGCAUUUGUUAUGUCUGACAUGUUCUGUGUGUUUGUACAAGGGGCUGUUUUUUGCCGUCUGGUUCUUGUUUUUGUUUGGUCUGUCUUCCUACCCUGCCUAUCACAACUUGCCCUUGUUUUAAUGGUAUGCCUAAAUUAAACCUUUUGACAAAUUACGUGCUUUUUUUGUUUAAUAUUUAAAUAUUUUUACAAAGAAUAUCUGUGCAUUCCUUUAUCAAGUACUGUUGAUCAGAGUUAUGGCAAGAGCUUGUGAUGAGAUCUAUACUAUUGAGAGGGCCAAGGUUCAUGUAAUAGUGUAAGGUCAAGGGUUAUGGUUGUGCAAGGGCUAUUCUUAGGCCACAGUCAUCUGCUGACAAAGUCUGAGAUUAUGUAGCAUGUAUAAAAAAUCUAUUUCAAAAAUGGAAAAGAUUCAUACAAUUUUUUGGGGAAUGGCAUGGAACUACAGUAGUACUGAUGUUUUAUUACCUUAACCUUAUUUUCCCCAAAUAUAAAGAAUUAGUUCAGUCUUCCAAUGAGCUUGUGCACAGCCCUGUCAAUAGCUUUGUUUGCAUACCACUGUGUUGCUUGUGAAAAAAGCUCUGAGGCGGUGUCAGCUUUUUAAGCUCCAUUUACUGUAAUAUACCUCAAGGUAUCAUUUUGGGUAGCACUUCCUUUGAAAGUUGCAUACAUGAAGCAGACAUAAACCUUCAUGAGUGUCAUGUUGUGAUAAGUGACAUUCAUAAGACCCUUCAAUAAAGCAUCCAUGUCAUUAGUUCUGUAGUUGCCAUGGUGCACUAGUAGCAGCCUAAGCAAAGCGCUCCUGUAAAUAUGUUCAUAUACAAUUAUUUUAAUCAGCUGUUUUGUUUUUGAUGACUUAAGUUUUACUGGAUAUUUCUGGUGGUUUUGACACACAGAUUUGCUGAUGGACUGGCAGAUCAACUAUUUUUGGCUACAGAUGUUUAACAUUAAAAGUCUAAAAGUUUAAUAUUAAUGGUAAUUUAAAUGGCUAGUUGAGGGACAAAGCUAGAUCACAUAAAAUUAUUUAAUUGUAUGCAUAAAGGUGUCUGUUGUUUCAAUAUGCUUUGUGUUGUAGUCACGACAGACAAAGAUAUAUAGUUAAGCAUGUUGUCGACCAGCACAUUAAUAACGUAAGUAACAACUGGUAACAUCAAUAUUGCUACAUGUUCUCUUUUUUUUACAACAACAAAGGCAGACUCCAUCUGACUUUGGCUUGUAGUACAUGUCUGCAAUAAACUGGAAUGUGAACAA
Salvelinus namaycush (lake trout) is the source of this 3277-nucleotide messenger RNA. Its product is annotated as charged multivesicular body protein 4b. Lineage: Eukaryota; Metazoa; Chordata; Actinopteri; Salmoniformes; Salmonidae. Gene Ontology annotation, cellular component: multivesicular body; cytoplasmic side of plasma membrane; ESCRT III complex. The record is from RefSeq and is a predicted model, not a curated record. The transcript has 5 exons. Gene Ontology annotation, biological process: late endosome to vacuole transport via multivesicular body sorting pathway; vesicle budding from membrane. The coding region runs from base 143 to 814 and encodes 223 amino acids.